GCGAUUUGUAAUACUCUAGCUGACUGAUUGCGGACUGAGUCCUAUAAAGAGUCGAACAAGACAACUCGCCAGCUCUUCCCCAUCCAAGUUCAACCUUACUACGUCUUCUAGCCUAAAGCAGACACGAUGCCCGUCGCCACGUCCCAGUUCGUUAACGCCGAGUUGCACUUCCUCUCCCCCACUCUGAAGGAGAAGCCUUACACCACCUCGACCUCUGGGGACACGAACGUGGUUGUGGAGGACCACGACGUGCUGAUCACUGAUCUGCGCUCCCUGUCCGAGAGUGAGCUCGCAGGCUUCAAGACCGACACGAGUGGUUUCCAAUGGGUGAAGGAUCAGAGUGGUCUCAAAGGCGACGACUUCUUCGAUGAGGAGAAAAUUAAGAACGAGUACUACCCAGAGAUUGAUUCGUUCUUGAAGAAGACUCUCGGCGCCCGCCGGACUUUCAUCUUCGACCACACCGUGCGCCGCGGCCCUGAGCCUGGAGAGAAGGUCGAAUUCGGACGUGAUCCGUCUCGUCGUGGUCCCGUCACUCGCGCACAUGUCGACCAGUCUCCCAAAGCGGGUGCCGAACGUGUUUUGCUCCACCUGGGGGAGGACGCUGAGAGACUUAGUAAGGGACGCGCGCAGAUCGUCAAUGUCUGGCGUCCGAUUCGUGGGCCGGUCCAAGACUACCCGCUCACCGUCGCCGAUUAUCGGUCGAUCAACAGCGAGACUGAUCUCCAACCGACGGACCUCAUCUAUCCCAAUCGACGGGGCGAAACCCUCUCCGUUCGCUUCGGCGGCCACCAGAAGUGGUACUACAUCUCCGACCAGCAGCCAGAUGAUGUCCUUCUCCUGAAGUGCUACGAGUCUGAGGUGAAGGAAGGUCGCGCGCUGCUUACACCGCAUUCGGCAUUCCAGAACCCGAAUGCGAUUGGGAAGGAUGUCCUGCCUAGGCAGAGCAUUGAGGUUCGCGUCCUUGUCUUCUAUACCGAGUAAAGGGAUGUGUCCACACCC
This is a messenger RNA of Dacryopinax primogenitus, 999 nucleotides long. RefSeq lists its product as uncharacterized. Lineage: Eukaryota; Fungi; Basidiomycota; Dacrymycetes; Dacrymycetales; Dacrymycetaceae. The record is from RefSeq and is a predicted model, not a curated record. Gene Ontology annotation, molecular function: oxidoreductase activity. Bases 127 to 981 code for a protein of 284 amino acids. The transcript has 4 exons.